CCGUAUGUAUGAGUCUCUCACUCAGGCGGAGUGAUCAGCCACGCAGCCUGAGAAAGCGCACACAUUCCCGUGAUCAUGCCUACCAAGACAUGAGUGUGUUUGAACAUUUCAGUAAGCAUUAAUAUUGGCUAGAAUGUCCAUAAAAACAAUGCCAGUCCCUCAGACCCUGAUGGUAACCCGAAACAAACCAGAUGAGGACAGUGGUGUUUCAGUGACUCAGGAUGACCAUCUUUCCAGUCUGAAGGCUUUGGCUGAGAAGCUACACCUUGAGACAAAGAGGCCUUCACAUAUGGAGUGGAGGUUUCAGCUAGAGAGUCUGAGAACCAAAGCUCUGGAGACAUCAGUUUCUGUUAAAGAAGGACACAUACGAUCCUGGAGUUCUCUGAAGUGGACAAAAUCAUCAUUGGACUUUCCUGUAAACAAGCCCCAAAGGCAUCCACCUGAGAGACUGAAAGGGUUUGGAAGUGUUACUGAGGCACUGGAAUGGCUUAGAAAAGAGUUGAGGGAGAUGCGUGUACAGGACCAGCAGCUAGCUCUCCAGCUUAUGCGUUUACACGGUGAUCUUAACAAGCUCAAAAUUGAGCAGGCAUGUAAACAGCAUCGCAAGAUGCUAAAUGAUGCUACGUUUGAGCUGGAGGAGCGCUAUGAGAUGUUGGACCUGCUUUGUGAUGUCCCUGUCACCUCUGGAUUUGGCCUCUCCGCACCACUGAAGCUCAUUGGCAUCACAAAGAUGAACAUCAGCUCCCGUCGCUUCUCCCUAUGCUAAUUAUUCUGUAUAGACUGAGUAUAGAGGUAUACCAGAUUUAAUUACAAGCUAAAAAUAUUUGCUUAAAAUGAAUUUAACAUGGUUCAUCUUAAGUGAUUCUGUUUGUGGUUGCAUUGCUGGCUCACAGCUCCAUGAACCUGGGCUCGAUCCUGAGCUCCUUUACUGUCUGUGUGGAGUUUUGCAUAUUCAUGCCAUAUUCACAUAGGUUUCCCGCAGGUUCUCUGGUUUCCUCCCACUAUCCAACAAAAAAAUGCAGGUAUGCAGAUUGCUUACACAAAAUUGCCUCCAGGGGGUGUAUACGUGUGUGAACAUGUGUGUGCAUGGUUCCCUGCGGUGGACUGGCAUCCUAACUGGGGUAAAUUUUCUCACUUUGCGCCCAGUGUUACCCUGAUAGGAUCUCACACUGAUAAGGAUAAAAUGGCUACUGAAAACGAGUGAGUGAUUGAGUGUGGCAGAUCCAAAGCAUAUUUUUGUAAGUGUUUGCAUAAAUUGGCCACCAAAUAAACACAACACCUGAAUAGAUUGCAGAUAAAAACAUGUUAAGCAAGAACACUUUGAAAAUCCUUCCCACCUAAAAAAAUUUAAAUCCCUGGUUCACACAUCUAACCAGUGGAAAAUCAACCCAUUCCCCUCUGUAACAUGUUUGUUUGUCUUCCUUUUAUCGUGCAAGUGUACUUUGGACAGCUGGGCCCUCCGUGAGUCUUAAAGUUGACUAAAUUGCAACCCCGAUGACAGAUAACACAAACACUUCUAAAGGCACUUUAAUAUGCAAACUGCACACAUGUGGACAGCUUUUCUAAACAUGCUACAUCACCUUUCAUUCAGAGUGCACAAAGGACUAGGAUCAGAAGGAACUGCUGCAUUCCUCUUUCUCUGCCACAAACUGAAGGCUUGUACAAUCUCAAGACUGUACAUCUGGGCAGGAAAAGACAGUGUUGUUUACCAUUGUUGUGCAUAAUUUGAACCUUUUAAGGCCAUUUAAAUCAGUAUUCCCAUGAAUAUCCUCUGUCUCUCCUGAUGGCAGGCUAGCGCCUUGCAUGGUAGCUCUGCUGCCAUUGGUGUGUGUGUGUGUAAAUAACUGCUAAGGUUAAAAAGUGCUAUAUAAGUGCAGACCACUUACAUAUGACUUGACAUAUUUCUUGUACAACAGUAAAUGGUGCAUGUUAUGUCAAUUGAGACUAUUGCUCCAGCUCUUCCCUAUACACACUGUUUUCACCAUCAGUCUUGAAUGAGCCAACUGUAUUCGUCUACAUGGGAGAGUCUUUCAUGCUUUAUUUAAACUCCAUAGGCAAUAGCAUAAUACAAUAGUUUUCCAUGAUGCCCACUGUAAGAUUCAUUAAUUGUUUAAUAUUUCAUGUACAUUAAAUGCAGACACUAAUAUCUAAUAUUUUGUCCUUUAGAGAUUUAUGGAAGUGAACGACUUAGAAAAGGCAUAUUCAUGAAAAUCACAUUCAAUUAUUCAAGCAUAACUUAGCUACUGAACUACAACCUUUGUAGGAUCUAGGAGAUAAACAUGGGUCAAGGUAAGUUUUUCUAAUCAGAGGUUUGAGAAUUGCUAGUUUAAAAGGUUUAGGUGCACAGUUAAGGAAAGGGCGAAUUUGACUAUUUUAACAGAUGCUGGAUUGCUUCUAGUAGUAUAAUCAAUUCUAGUAGUUGUUCAGGAAAAUGUGUACGUAUCACUAGAUUCACAGCCAGCUGCAAGCUUUCACUUCACAGCCAGACAUGAUGACAGACGCUCAGAUGAGUAUUAAGUUCCUCACUUGGGUUAAGUUGCAUUAAAAACAUUUUAAACAAAAAUUGUGUUGUUUUAUGAAUACCUCUUAUUUGGUUCAUUGAACUAAUACCUCAGUUUCUUUUUUCAAUAGAAAUCAAUGGUAGUA
Molecule: messenger RNA, 2646 nt
Organism: Ictalurus punctatus (channel catfish)
Lineage: Eukaryota; Metazoa; Chordata; Actinopteri; Siluriformes; Ictaluridae
Gene: fam167aa
Product: family with sequence similarity 167 member Aa
Exons: 3
Coding region: 134-766 (210 amino acids)
Source: RefSeq, a predicted model, not a curated record